AAGAGGCAAAUCUGCGUGUGGCUAGAGAAAGACCCGCCUCCUGCGCUUCCUACACUCACAGCUCCUUCCCGGCACGCACUGCUCGCUCUCACUGGACUGCGCUACCUACCCAACACCUAUACACCCGCCCCGGCUCUGCUGCUGCUGAUAAGAGCGCUUGUUCCCAGCACCCGACAGACGUGACAGGUGGGAGGGGACAGCCGGUGCGCCUGGGUAUAAUACCGAGAGCCGAGCGCCACUACUAAUUGGAAUAGACAUUUAUUGGGUAUUGGAACAUGGCGGAAGGGACUGCAAAGACUUCCCCGCAGAGUCCCAGUGUUUCACCCGUGAUUCCAGUGAUGGACAGCUUUUUCAAGACUGACGAAAGGCUAAGACUGGCAAAAGAAAGACGGGAGGAAAGAGAAAAGUGCCUUGCUGCCAGAGAGCAACAGAUCCUGGAAAAAGAAAAAAGGGCCCAACUACAGUAUGAAAAGCAGGUGGAAGAGCGUGGGAAGAGGUUGGUGGAGCAGCGAAUCAAAGAAGAUCAGAAGAGAGCAGCAGUGGAAGAGAAGAGGAAGCAGAAGAUCAAGGAGGAAGAAGAGCGCUUAGAAUCCAUGAUGCGUCGCGCCCAGGAACGCAGUGAGCAGUUGGAGCAGAAACAGAAGAGAUGGUCCUGGGGUGGGGCCCUUGUGGCAGGAGCCGGCAGAGAUGGUGAUUCAGAGUGUCCCCUUGCCCCUGAACUAGCUUUAGCUGCCAACACCCUUCUUCCAGACUCUGUGACCUCUGCAGCUGCCGAAUCCUCCAAUGCCUGUGACAAACUUUCAUCCUCUACAAUGAGUCUACAAAGGCCAGUGGAGUCGCCAAUCAGUAAGAGGCUCUCCGCUUCUACAGCGGCAAUCACACAUUCCCUUGACAGAGCCCAUCGCAUGCACCUUAGCCCCAGUGAAAAUUUCAUUGUCUCUCGACUGUUGACUCCAACACAUUCCUCUUUAGCCAGGAGCAGGAGUAUGGCUGUACUCAAUGAACCAUGUCACUCACUGUCAGUCUUUCAUGUCUGUCCUCGUGUAGCACCUGCUAGCCCCCUUAAAUCUCCCUUCAAAUCCUCUCCUGUACGGAGUGCAGAACGACGGAAGAACGUGCCACCUGGAAAUGGGUCCGAUGGCGUUAAAACCCCCACAUCUCCAGACUCUGUACAGACAGAAAAACUGAAGAAAGAAAAGAGGUCCACCACUCCGGUUCAUACAAGUGCAGUUGCUUCCACUCUCCGCAGAUCUGAGUCACCAGCCACUUUCUCCAAGAGAUCAUCCUCUCCAGCCACCUCAAAGACACUUCCAAAGUCAUGCUCACAAUCUCCAGUGAAGGCAACCAAGCUGCAUCCUGCUUCCCCUGUCAGGUUCCAAGGGGCCCCUCAUUUUGGCCAGGAGACACCCAAGAAGAAAACUGAGAAAGAAGUAUCCAGCCCUAGGGUUGAGAAUGUACCAGCAGCUGAUGCUAUAAAAUCUGAAAAAAGUGCCAGCUCUGCAGGAAAGACAGAGACUGAAAGUACAGGAAACACUGGAAAGACCACUGCUGGCACAACUGAUGCAGAGGAAGCUGCAAAAAUCUUGGCAGAGAAGAGACGAAAAGCUCGACUACAGAAAGAGCAAGAGGAACAGGACAGGCGUGAGCUAGAGGAACUGGAGAGGCAAAUAGAAGAAGAGACAAGACAGAAAGCUGAGGAAAAAAGAAUUCGCUUGAAAGAGGAAGCAAGAAAACUGGCGGAGAAGAGAAAGCAAGAAGAAGAGGAAGCUAAAAGAAAAGCAGAAGAAGAAGCUAAGCUGAGAGCUGAAGAAGAAAGAUUACAGAAGGAAAAGCAGGAAAAGAAAAUGCAGGCCUAUUUGGAAAAACAGAAGGAAGAGGCUGAGGUGAAGGCUCGGGAAGUGGCCGAAGCAAUGAGAUUGGAGAGAGAGCAGAUCGUUCAGCAGAUUGAACAGGAGCGUCUGGAGAGGAAGAAGAGAAUUGACGAGAUCAUGAAAAGGACCAGGAAAAGUGAGGCCCCAGAAAUCAAGAAAGAACAGUUGAAGCCGGAGAUUCCACCAUCUUUGAAUUUAGAAAAUACUGCAAAACCAGAGGAAAAUGUACAAGUCAAUGGGUUGUCCAGUUUCCAGGAAUGUAAACCUCCAGCAGCCCAAAAGCUAGAGAGCAGGUCCCAGGAAAUGUUAACUAAUGGCCUCAAACCAACUGCUGAGCUUUAUCCUUUGGAAGGAUAUGAUGCUAAAUGCAACAGUAUUGAUGAUUCUACUGAUGAAGUCCAAUCAAUGGAUGUGAGUCCAGUUUCUAAGGAAGAGCUUAUAUCUAUACCAGAGUUUUCACCAGUGAAUGACCUUAUUCCCAGUAUGCCCCUGGGCCAAAAUGGGACGAGCAAUUCUAGAGCCUUGGAGGAUCUUCUAGACUUCACUGGCCAAGCAACGUACUCCAAAAUAUCAAGGUUGGCGCUGUAACCUGGCAAAUGAGACGCUUUGAGACAACUACGCUGCUGGCGCUGAGACAAUGAGCUGCUUCCGGCGGAUCUAGAACACUGGAUUUAUAAUAUCAGGGCUGAACAUAAUUUGCCAGUCUCUUUGUAUAAUGUUGUUAAAGAGGUCUGCUUCAGCGCGGACUGCACCUCAGCCGCAUAUCAUUUUCACAUAGAAAUUUCUUUGGACUAGAAAACAAUCUUGUCUUUAUUGGCACAGUGAGUAGUGUAAUAAUCGGAUUCCAUACAAGUCGCUUUUCAUUUCAGCUCUUCGAAUCGGAUCUGUAACAUAGGUAGGAGGUCACUGGAAGAAUUGAAUGUAUAUUGAGCACUUUACAUAUCAGGUACAGAUUAGCCUGCUCCUUGCAAGAUCACAUAAAAACCUACAAAUUAUAUGUGUAAGGUAUUAAUACAUUGGCACAAGCUCUCUAAAUGGCAGUGUUGCUUUAUAAACGCAGAGUGCCCGGCUGCUGAAGAACAGGUGUGUGAUAAAUCUGAUUACGGUAUACCAAAAAUAAGAUUCUGUUGAGAAGGUCGAACGAUCAGUAGCUUGGUUAAGUUGUAAUUACCGAAAAGUUGGAUUAGAAGAUGCAAAUAGGGGUCUUCCUUGUUGGCUAUUGCUGAAUAAUUGCACAAUGCUCCAUAGAUAAGGAAAAACAAAUCCUGAUGAGGAAUUCUGACUUCUAAAAAGAAAUUCGGUUUUGUUUAGUGCAUAAAAUACUCCUUGGUACUUUCUCCGA
This is a messenger RNA of Xenopus laevis (African clawed frog), 3213 nucleotides long. It is a transcript of the gene map7d2.S, whose product is annotated as MAP7 domain containing 2 S homeolog. Bases 276 to 2459 code for a protein of 727 amino acids. NCBI's taxonomy places the organism in Eukaryota, Metazoa, Chordata, Amphibia, Anura, Pipidae. Gene Ontology annotation, cellular component: microtubule cytoskeleton; cytoskeleton. Gene Ontology annotation, biological process: microtubule cytoskeleton organization. The record is from RefSeq and is a predicted model, not a curated record. The transcript has 18 exons.